Caenorhabditis briggsae is the source of this 645-nucleotide messenger RNA. The transcript has 4 exons. Gene Ontology annotation, biological process: snRNA processing. NCBI's taxonomy places the organism in Eukaryota, Metazoa, Nematoda, Chromadorea, Rhabditida, Rhabditidae. The coding region runs from base 1 to 645 and encodes 214 amino acids. The record is from RefSeq and is a predicted model, not a curated record. Gene Ontology annotation, cellular component: integrator complex.
AUGGAUUUUCGAAUGGACUUCGCCACGUUGGACAAGAAUUUGCAGGAGUGGAAGCCGAAGGUCGUCAUUUGCCCGUCCGCCUAUUCGCAACCAGUGCUCAAUCGGCCAGACUUAAAGAUCACAUAUGAGAACCUAUGGCCAAUCAAGUUCAACGAGACAGUCAAACUGUGGAAAAUGACAAGAGAUCAGACGAAAACCGUCACGGUGUCUGUGCAUCCGGAUGUCGUCAGAGAUCUACGAUUCAAACAGCAUCCGACGAAAAAGUUGGCAAUCGCUUCAGUUGCCUGCAACCUCUCCGCCUACAACGACGACUUCAAAUUGGUCCCAUCCAACUACCCGGUCAUCAAACAGAAAUACGGAAAAGUCACCCUUGUCAAACUGCUCCGCGAGCUUCGAAAACGAAACCUGGACCCACACGAAGAGACGACGGAAAACCAAAAAACUACAGUACUCAAUAUUCCGAUUCUUCAAGCCAAAAUAACAAUGAGCAAUGGCGGAAAACGUAUGAAAAUUCAGUCGAACGAUCCGACGGCCAGAUGGGAGCUACAGGAGAUGUUCAAUGAUUUUCUGAUGGAAGACGAUGGAAUCGUCGGAAGGCCAACCAGAGAUGUUAGAGAUGUUGAUGCGAAGGAAGCUGAUAAAUGA